AUGGAGGCUUCUCCAGUGGAAGAGUUUGAGCAUACUCCUCAGGACAGGGAUGGCUCAGAGUUCAAGCAAGAAGAACAGUUAGCCCCAGGCCAUGAAGUGCAAAGCCCUUCUCUCAAACUUGAAGACUUCCACAGCUGGGAUGACUUCUGGGCCCGCAGAGAAGGGCUUGGAAAGCGUCAGCCUCAAGACCCAGUCCCCCGGGUGCUGGGAGAACCCCGCUGGGGACAGGGUAGCCACGACAGAGCUGCCGUGUGCGGUGAGUGUGGCAAAAGCUUCAGGCAAAUGUCAGACUUGGUGAAACACCAGAGGACACACACGGGGGAGAAGCCCUACAAAUGUGGGGUCUGUGGCAAGGGCUUCGGGGAUAGCUCAGCCCGAAUUAAACACCAACGAACUCACACAGGGGAGAAGCCCUUUCGGGUCCGGCCAGCAGCCCCAGGUCCUCCCAAGACGCCUCGAUCUCGGGUUCCUGCUGGUGAACGCCCCACUAUCUGCGGCGAAUGUGGUAAGAGCUUCCGGCAAAGCUCUGACCUGGUAAAACAUCAGCGGACACACACGGGGGAGAAGCCCUACAAGUGUGGCAUCUGUGGCAAGGGCUUUGGUGACAGUUCUGCCCGAAUAAAGCACCAGCGGACACACAGAGGGGAGCAGUUCCCCCGGCCGGUGGUUCCCCCCCGACGGCAGCCGUCUCAGGCACUUCCCACAGCUACACACAGACCCAAGGCCCAGGACAAGCCAUAUAUCUGCACUGACUGUGGCAAAAGGUUCGUGCUGAGCUGCAGCCUGCUGAGCCACCAGCGCAGUCACCUAGGACCCAAACCCUUUGCUUGUGAUGUGUGUGGAAAGGAGUUUGCCCGGGGUUCUGACCUGGUGAAGCAUCUGCGGGUGCACACAGGUGAGAAGCCAUACCUGUGCCCCGAGUGUGGGAAGGGCUUUGCUGACAGCUCUGCCCGGGUGAAGCACCUCCGCACCCACAGCGGCCAGAGGCCUCAUGCCUGCCCAGAAUGUAACCGUACAUUUAGCCUCAGCUCCACCCUCCUCCGUCACCGCCUUACCCAUGUGGAGCCCCAGGACUUGAGUUUCUCAGCCUACCCUGUAGCCUCCCUCCUUCCCAGCCCACCUCCAGCACCUCUGGGCACUAGCCCCUCACUGACGCCCCGCAGCCCUUCACAUUCCAGUGACGGGCCCUUUGGCCUGCCUGGCUUAGAAUCAGAGCCCGGGGGCCCCCAGGCUGGGGAGCCACCCCCACCGCUGGCAGGCGACAAGCCUCACAAGUGUCCUGAGUGUGGCAAAGGCUUCCGCCGAAGCUCUGAUCUGGUAAAACACCAUCGUGUGCACACAGGGGAGAAACCCUACCUCUGUCCCGAGUGUGGCAAGGGUUUCGCUGAUAGCUCUGCCCGAGUCAAGCACCUCCGCACCCACCAGGGCGAACGCACCAGACCACCACCACCACCACCACCACCACCAUCACCACCAUCCACCCUCCUGCGGCCACAUAACCCUCCUGGUCUUGGACCCAUAGUCCCUCAGUCUCGAGUGGGGGGCCAGCCCUCUGGACCCAGCCAGCUCCAUGUGUGUGGCUUCUGUGGGAAAGAAUUCCCCCGGAGCUCAGAUCUAGUCAAACACAGGCGUACACAUACUGGGGAGAAGCCGUACAAAUGUGCAGAGUGUGGCAAGGGCUUUGGUGACAGCUCUGCGCGUAUCAAGCACCAGCGUGGGCAUCUGGUCUUAAGGCCCUUUGGGGUCGGGGAUGGCCGGUCAAGGCCCCUCCAGGAAGAGUCACCAACUGGAAUGGAGUGAUGGGGAGGCUAGAGGCCCAGGGUACUACAGGGAGGGUAUCUGCUGUUGAGGGCAGAGAGGAACCUGGGAAACAGUGGGAGGGAUGAGGAGGAUAAACAUAGAUAGACACAGAUUAGAGACCAGAACCUUCAUGCUCAGGGAACUGUCUUGUUAGGUGCUGGCAUCUUGCCAGUGUGAGCUGUAUCCCAGCUUCUAGAACACUGCCUAGCAGAGUAGGCCCUCAGUAGUUGUAAAAUUGAUAAGCUGGACUCAGUUCUACAACCCUGCUGCCUUUUGUUAACUCACCCUGCAGCUGCACACAGUUGUGGACAACCUUUAAGUCCAACACUCAGGAGGCAAAGGCAGGCAGAUCUCUUGAGCCCAUGGCCAGACUGAUCUACAGAGAGUUCUAGGUCAGCCAGGACUACAUGGUGAAACAAAAAAUAAAACCAAACCAAAACAAAAAACUUGAUCCUCCCAACUUUAGGCUUUGAGGACAGAGUGUUUGAAUUUAAGGUAUCAAAAUAAGGCAGGGGCAUCUUGACCACCCUGAGGGGGAGUAUUGC
Molecule: messenger RNA, 2345 nt
Organism: Acomys russatus (golden spiny mouse)
Lineage: Eukaryota; Metazoa; Chordata; Mammalia; Rodentia; Muridae
Gene: Znf48
Product: zinc finger protein 48
Exons: 1
Coding region: 1-1800 (599 amino acids)
Source: RefSeq, a predicted model, not a curated record